Messenger RNA from Mercurialis annua (annual mercury), 592 nucleotides. RefSeq names its product dolichyl-diphosphooligosaccharide--protein glycosyltransferase subunit 4A. Bases 150 to 263 code for a protein of 37 amino acids. The transcript has 2 exons. The record is from RefSeq and is a predicted model, not a curated record. Lineage: Eukaryota; Viridiplantae; Streptophyta; Magnoliopsida; Malpighiales; Euphorbiaceae.
AAUUCCAAGCUCCAAAUUCCACAACCGUAACAAGAAUCACAGCAUCCAGAUCGCGGCGGAGAUCGAGAGGGGCGACGCUUCUGAACCAUUCAACACUAACCUCCACUGCAGAAUUUUCCCUUUUGUCGCAUCAAAUCAGCCAAAAUAAGAUGUUUGAUGAUCAGGACUUGGGAUUCGUUGCCAAUUUUCUUGGCAUUUUUAUAUUUGCGUUGGUGAUCGCAUACCAUUACGUGGUGGCUGACCCCAAAUAUGAAGGCAACUAAAAGACUUUCAACACUGUCAAAUUUUGGUAGCUCAGCUGCAAUCAUGUAAUAGAAAUUUUAGUCUUGUUUUAGUGAUAUUCACUUUGAGUGAGCAAAUCAUUCAAAGUUAUAUUAUGAUAUCUAUUUGGCAGCAUAUAUAAGAUUAUUGACAUCUUUGGCAAGUGUUUUGCUGUGAAAAUUAAGGGUAAUGAUGUUCUUAGCACAUCUAGUAGUUUUGAUUCACUUUGGUGUAAUAGUUUUAAGUAGCACUAUAGCUGUACUCUGAGUAGAAUAAUUCACCGAUUACUCGUGAUUGACUUGAAAUCUAUUAAAAGUUGAUUUAAUGAUAA